Molecule: messenger RNA, 1665 nt
Organism: Danio aesculapii
Lineage: Eukaryota; Metazoa; Chordata; Actinopteri; Cypriniformes; Danionidae
Gene: dlx2a
Product: distal-less homeobox 2a
Exons: 3
Coding region: 168-995 (275 amino acids)
Biological process (GO): cell differentiation; embryo development; negative regulation of transcription by RNA polymerase II
Molecular function (GO): RNA polymerase II cis-regulatory region sequence-specific DNA binding; DNA-binding transcription factor activity, RNA polymerase II-specific
Source: RefSeq, a predicted model, not a curated record
UGACAGACAAUCACAGUUCUGCUUUGCGUCGCGGUUGUUUUUUUCCAAAGUGGAGUAGCGCAACAGAACUCAGAAAGCCUACUUAGUUUUGCGCCUUUGAAGAUUUUUUUAUGGCUUUACUCUGUCGUUGGACUUGCAUCUAAGUGUGUUUUUGCGGUGUGAAAAACAUGACUGGAGUUUUUGACAGCCUCAGUACAGAUAUGCAUUCAAACCAGAUUACCUCCAGCAGUUACCACAGUCUGCACAAGUCCCAGGAAUCGCCGACUCUUCCGGUCUCCACCGCUACCGACAGCAGCUACUACAAUAAUAAUAACCAGCAGGCCGGGCAGUGCGCUGGCUCUCCGUACGGCCAGAUCAGCUCUUACCAGUACCAGAACAACAGCAUGAACAGCGUCCAGUACAACACGAAAUCAUACGAGCUGGGCUUCGGAAACGCGUUCGGCCCCUACGGCACCUACGGCUCCUGCUCCUCACCAACUCCCGCAGAUGCUGAAAAAGAAGAAAGCGAACCUGAAAUCCGAAUGGUCAAUGGAAAGCCAAAGAAAGUCCGAAAACCUCGAACUAUUUACUCGAGUUUCCAGCUGGCGGCCCUGCAGAGGAGGUUUCAGAAGACUCAGUAUCUGGCCUUGCCGGAGAGAGCUGAGCUCGCCGCAUCUCUGGGCCUCACGCAAACACAGGUUAAAAUCUGGUUCCAGAAUCGUCGUUCUAAGUUCAAGAAGUUGUGGAAAAGUGGCGAAAUCCCACCUGAGCAGCAUGUGGCCUCCAGUGAGUCUCCACCUCACCCCUCACCGCCUCUCGCCGCGGCCUGGGACUUCGCGCACAGCCAGAGAAUGAACACUGUAAACUCGGGUUUGCCGCAGAGCAACAGCCCCCCGAACACAACCACCCCUUCCUUUCUGACAAACUACCCCUGGUACUCAUCCACGAACUCUGCGGCGCACCUUCAGCCACCACUUCAUCACAAUACAACUGUUAGCGCCGGGACCAUAUUUUGACUCGGCCGACUUGGGGAAUUCAAUUUGCGAACUGAACUUCAAUGACUUUUAGGCCUGUUUUGCUGUCGUAAGUGGUGAGAGCUCGAUCUGCACCGAUGCCACGUUGAUCAUUGCCAGUGCGAUUUGGGCGUAACACUGUUUCUUGUCAUGCGAUGUCGCGUCAGCAAGCAGACACCACAGAAUCAAACAUAUACAAUUAUUUUUGUAUUUAUUUAUUUUGUUCUAUGAGUGGUACGUCUAUGGAUUAAAGUGAACUACAGUUAUCCAAAGCCUAGAGAGCUCAUGUGGACAUUAUUGGAGUGAAUAUUUGCAGCAGGGUGUUUAAGAGCGCAUGUAGCACAACCUAAAGCUGUUCGGUGCCUUUUUGAAAAUAACCUGACUUGUCGGUUUCCACGUGUUUCAUGCCUGUCUUUACUUUCAGAUUUGUUUUUGUUCGUUUUAUAUUUAGUAGCCUAUAAAUAAGGUAAGUUGAAAAUUUGGUGUCCGUCUUUGUGUCCCAUUGCGUCUAUUUAAUAACGUUGUUAUUCCUCAUCAUAAGAGUUUCACUGUUUAAAACACUAAUGAAAAUCGCACGCAAGCUACUGAUUGUCCUAAAGUCAUGUAUAUUUUUCUGGAGUACUUUGUUUUAUUUAUUUUGAAGCCGAAUGAACAUUUCUGCCACUAUAAUGAU